Messenger RNA from Mauremys mutica (yellowpond turtle), 1143 nucleotides. RefSeq names its product melanocortin 3 receptor (gene MC3R). Lineage: Eukaryota; Metazoa; Chordata; Testudines; Geoemydidae. Gene Ontology annotation, cellular component: membrane. The record is from RefSeq and is a predicted model, not a curated record. The transcript has a single exon. Gene Ontology annotation, biological process: G protein-coupled receptor signaling pathway. Bases 34 to 1014 code for a protein of 326 amino acids. Gene Ontology annotation, molecular function: peptide hormone binding; melanocyte-stimulating hormone receptor activity.
UAAUCGCGUGUGAAAUCAAGUCCCGUGUUGAUAAUGAAUACUACACACUGUGCACUUACAUUUCAGCCUGUGCUGGUUAAUACCACUGAGGACUUCAAUGACUCAAUCCUCCUCAGCAACAGGAGCAGCAAUGGAUUUUGUGAGCAAGUCUUCAUUAAAGCCGAGGUCUUCUUGACGUUAGGGAUCAUCAGCCUGCUGGAAAACAUCCUCGUAAUCCUUGCGGUGCUGAAGAACGGAAACCUACAUUCCCCCAUGUACUUUUUCCUGUGCAGCUUGGCAGCGGCAGAUAUGCUAGUGAGCAUGUCAAAUGCCCUGGAGACUAUCAUGAUUGCGAUCCUGAGCAAUGGCUACUUGAUCAUUGAUGACCACUUUAUCCAGCAUAUGGACAAUGUCUUUGACUCAAUGAUCUGUAUCUCUUUGGUAGCCUCAAUUUGCAACCUCUUGGUUAUAGCUAUUGACAGGUACAUUACUAUUUUCUACGCUCUUCGUUAUCACAGCAUCAUGACUGUAAAGAAAGCCUUAGCUCUAAUUGUGGUUAUUUGGAUUGCUUGCAUAAUCUGCGGCAUCAUGUUCAUUGUCUACUCAGAAAGCAAAACUGUCAUUGUCUGUCUCAUCACCAUGUUCUUUACCAUGCUUCUUCUCAUGGCCUCCCUUUAUGUUCACAUGUUCUUGUUUGCACGCCUGCAUGUUAAACGGAUCGCAGCCCUCCCAGUGGAUGGGGUUCCUCAUCAGCGGACCUGUAUGAAGGGGGCUGUGACAAUCACUAUAUUACUUGGGGUCUUCAUUGUUUGUUGGGCACCUUUCUUCCUUCAUCUCAUUCUCAUAAUUUCUUGCCCCACAAACCCACACUGUGUUUGCUACACCUCACAUUUCAACACGUAUCUGGUCCUGAUUAUGUGCAAUUCGGUCAUCGACCCCCUAAUUUAUGCUUUCCGGAGUCUGGAAAUGAGAAAGACAUUCAAAGAGUUAGUAUGUUGCUGUUAUGGUAUGAGUGUGGGACGGUGCAUUCUGUAAAUGUCCAGUUUUGUACUUGGUAUGGAAAGGGCAUACACACACUGGGUGUAUGUAUCUAAACUGAAUCAGCAGCUCCACAUUACAGUCUGUGACGGAAGGAAGGGUACAGAAAAAAUAAAAACAAUAAAG